Molecule: messenger RNA, 1764 nt
Organism: Wyeomyia smithii (pitcher-plant mosquito)
Lineage: Eukaryota; Metazoa; Arthropoda; Insecta; Diptera; Culicidae
Product: ankyrin repeat and MYND domain-containing protein 2
Exons: 2
Coding region: 139-1410 (423 amino acids)
Molecular function (GO): protein binding
Source: RefSeq, a predicted model, not a curated record
AUCCGAUCUAAAGCAGUGAAGUGGGCUUGAAAGCGCAUGUUUACUUUAAAGCUAUCGUAGUUACACAAAUUUCGUAAAAUUGUAAAAUUUCAUUUGCUCGUGUAUUAUUUCAAUCUGUUGCAUUGAAAGUCAGUCAAAAUGUCAGCAAAUGAUCCUGCAGCGACGCAAUCGGGUAGCCCGACGGAAGAACGCAUUCAAGAUGCUCCUCCGCAAGUACAAAAAGUGGUACUAUCAACAGAACAAAAGACAAUAUUCGACCGAAUUUCCAAGAACGAAAUCAGCGAAUUAAAACUAGCCUUAGCGCAAUACAAACAGAAUGUGGAUUUCGUGGACGAGAAUGGUAUGACACCGCUGCAGCAUGCAUCCUAUAAAGGCAACAAAGAAGCGGUCCAGUUGUUGCUAGAUCAAGGUGCCGAUGUUAAUUCUAGCAAACAUGAGUAUAAUUACACGGCACUGCAUUUUGGAGCUUUAUCCGGUAGUGUUGAUGUGUGUCUCAAGUUGCUGUUGGCGGGAGCGAAAGCCGGUGCUCUUAAUUCGGUUGGAAGGACUGCGGCGCAGAUGGCGGCAUUCGUUGCUAAUCAUCAAGUUGUCGCGACUAUCAACAAUUUUGUUCCGAUUAUAGAAAUUGAGUGUUUCACUAAGACGCAAGGAUCCCAACCCCUUUUUUCAGCAGUCCAUCUUGAUGGAUUUCACAAGUUUGUCAUGCAAGUUAACAUUCAUCCUGUACGUAUUGCGCUAAAUUUGCAAAAGUAUGGGCUAUUUGUUGAUGACCUGAAACGUAUCAAAAGUGUUCUGGAGGAAAUGAUGGAGCGGGAAAUGAAACGUCGAACGGAGGUUAACGAGGUGAUGGCGUUCAAGUAUCACUAUUUGGGAUACUUCGUUAGCGAAAUCGCCAAAUGUCGUGAUUUUUUCCUAGCACGUAAGGACGGAGGCGGUAGCGGCAAAGAUCAGAAGACCGAUUUUGUGGAACUGUUUGCUAAACGUGUUUUGAAACCUGGAAAAGAUGGUUCUUUAGAAUAUAUUGAAGCAACAAUUCGCGAGUGUGUGCGAGAGUUCCCUUUUCGAGAGUGUACUAUUUUUCGACAAGUGGUAACUCAGCUUGCUAGUAAGGAAAAUCCUGCCAGUGCUUUAGAGAUUGUGAAAUCGGCCAUCAAUGGUCAACGUGUAUUUCAGGAUACGAUUUCCUACUGCAGUUCAUGUGGUGAGGAGAAACCGGACAAAAAAUGCUCCAAAUGCAAAGAGGUGCAGUACUGCGAUCGAGAGUGCCAACGUUUGCACUGGUUUCUGCACAAAAAAGUUUGUGCCCGACCACUGCCAAAUGCGACCACACACGGGGGGCCGAAAGAGGCUAAAAAGGAUAUCGAUUCGGUGGAGAUCAGCGAACAGCUUCAAAAGUUGGUUACCAGUUAAAUGUGCACGGUAAAGCUGGGAGUCAAAUUAACAGCUCUUGUGCAAAAGUAGUGCGAAAAGUCAAAGAUACUAAAUUUAUUAUAUAAGUGUGAUAAGAACAGGCAUUAACGAAGAGCGUAACUAAACAGCUAGGAAUGCAUGGCAGUCAAAGUGAAUGUAGUUCGUAGCAUUUAUAUGUGUCAUUUGCUAUUUUUUGGAUGUCAAUAAAUCAUAAAUUGAUAGAUUUGAAGAAGUACAGGUUCGUUAUUGAAUUUUAGUGUAACAGUUGGACCGUACAAUAUAAGUGAUUGAAACUGUGAAAUUUCCUAACUCGGAAUUCAAAGAACGUUACAGAGUUGCUAAGCAUAUCUGGCA